This is a messenger RNA of Labeo rohita (rohu), 865 nucleotides long. RefSeq names its product programmed cell death 10a (gene pdcd10a). Gene Ontology annotation, biological process: positive regulation of MAP kinase activity; regulation of Golgi organization. The transcript is spliced from 8 exons. The record is from RefSeq and is a predicted model, not a curated record. Gene Ontology annotation, cellular component: Golgi apparatus; FAR/SIP/STRIPAK complex. Lineage: Eukaryota; Metazoa; Chordata; Actinopteri; Cypriniformes; Cyprinidae. Gene Ontology annotation, molecular function: protein kinase binding. The coding region runs from base 188 to 820 and encodes 210 amino acids.
CAGAAAACUUCCGUCUUUGGCGAGCGAUUCCACACAGAAAGGAAAAUAUUCAAAAGAGUUACCGAGCUAAUCAGCAGUCAAAUAAACACCUAUACGAGCUGCACACAGCGAUCGUCUGGGCCCCCCUCAUCGCGUGCCCCCCAGGAGUGAAUGACGCUCCCCCAUCCCUUCCCACACCCUGACGAGGAUGACAAUGGAAGAGAUGAAGAAUGAAGCGGACGCGACCUCGAUGGUAUCCAUGACGCUCUACGCCGUGAUGUACCCUGUCUUCAAUGAGCUGGAGAGAGUAAAUCUGUCUGCGGCACAGACUCUGAGAGCAGCUUUCAUAAAGGCAGAGAAAGAGAACCCAGGACUGACUCAGGAUAUUAUCAUGAAGAUUCUGGAGAAGAAGAACGUGGAGAUCAACUUCACCGAGUCUUUAUUACGCAUGGCAGCCGACGAUGUUGAGGAGUACAUGAUUGACAGGCCUGAGCGGGAGUUCCAGGACUUGAAUGAAAGAGCUCGCGCUCUGAAACAGAUCCUCAGCAAAAUCCCUGACGAAAUCAACGACCGAGUCCGUUUCCUGCAGACAAUCAAAGAUAUAGCCAGUGCCAUAAAAGAACUACUGGACACGGUGAACAACGUCUUUAAGAAAUACCAGUACCAGAACAGAAGGGCACUUGAGCAUCAGAAGAAAGAGUUUGUGAAACACUCGAAAAGCUUCAGCGACACUCUGAAAACAUACUUCAAAGACGGAAAGGCAUUAAACGUGUUUGCCAGUGCCAACCGGCUUAUCCACCAAACCAACUUGAUACUGCAGACCUUCAAACUUGUCGCGUAGGAGUCAUAGAAGUGUAUUUUUUUUUUUUUUUUUUUUUUUUAAUAA